UCUAGACUCAGUGCUGUGCAUGUCUUUCUCUCCUCUCCACGUUACCAGCACCGACCACAAUUACUUCCGGACGAACAGGACCAGCACUCAGGACUUUGAACUUCAGCCCCUGUACGACCCAGACGUAGAAGACACUGACGACACCGACUCCAGCAGCAGCACCACCACCGCUUCGGUCCGAUCGGGAGAGAGAAUGAAUCGUAGCAGACGAGGGGGUGGCUCAUCAUCCGGCAAGCGCAAGGGCAUGAAUUCCUCGUCGUCGGUCGAGUUCCGGCGCGGGAAGGUAGGGGUGGAAGGUGGGGAAUCCUCGGCCGCGCAGACGGAACACCUCAUCGCUCGGGAAUCCUUCUCGCUCGAUCACGAUCACGAUGUGUCGAAGCCCGCGGCCGCGUCGCUGAUGGACCUGUCGCCAAAGGAUAGGCGCAACUUCUUCCUGCUGGUGCUGCUCUACUUCCUGCAGGGCGUGCCGAUGGGGCUGGCGAUGGGCUCAGUGCCGUUCCUACUCAAGUCGAAGCUCUCGUACGGCGAGAUUGGCGUGUUCACACUGGCGUCGUAUCCGUACUCGAUGAAGUUGUUAUGGUCGCCGAUCGUCGACGCAAUCUGGAGCCCGCGGAUGGGCCGGCGCAAGAGUUGGAUCGUUCCGGUGCAGGCGGUCAGCGCCAUCAUGUUGCUCUGGUUGGGCGGGCAGGCGGAGAAGAUGAUGGAAGAGGCGAACACGAGGCUCUACUUCUUCACAUGGGUGUUCUUUUGCUUGGUGAUGCUCUGCGCGACGCAGGACGUUGCGGUGGACGGCUGGGCGUUAACUCUGAUAUCCCCCGAGAACCUCUCGUAUGCGUCGACCGCUCAGACCGUCGGACUUACCGCCGGCCAAUUCUUGUCGAACACCGUGUUCCUCGCCUUCAAUUCGGCCGACUUUUCGAACCACUACUUCCGCUCGACACCCCUCAAGAACGGCCUCUUCACGCUUGGAGGCUACCUCCAGUUCUGGGGAUGGGCCUACCUGCUUGUUACGAUUGGUCUCGCGGUCCUCAAGAAGGAAGAGAAAACCAGCAACCGUGAUGGCAUCGCUAGCGUCUACAAGACCAUGUGGAGCGUCCUCAAGCUCAAGCACAUCCAGACGUUCGUGAUCAUCCAUCUGAUCUCCAAGAUCGGCUUCCAGGCGAACGACGCCGUGACCAACCUCAAGCUGCUCGACAAGGGUUUCACGCAGGAAGACAUGGCACUGACGGUGCUGAUCGACUUCCCGUUCGAGAUCGCCCUCGGCUACUACGCUGGUAAAUGGUGUGCGUACUUCCCGCCGAUGAAGCUGUGGAUGUGGGGCUUCGUCGGCCGCCUCAUCGCCGCCGUACUCGCCCAGAUCACGGUGUACAUCUUCCCCAAAGACGGCGUGGUCGAGAGCUGGUACCUCCUCGUCGUCAUCGCAGAGCACAUUUUCUCCACCUUCGCCGGCACCGUCAUGUUCGUCGCCAUCUCUGCGUUCCACGCAAAGAUUGCCGACCCCGAGAUCGGCGGAACGUACAUGACGCUCCUAGCCACGUACCCCGUUGCGGAGUUCAGCUGCGCCCUCGAACUCGAUAAGCACCGCUGCAUAGACCAGGGCGGCAAAUGUGUCAUCCAGCAGGACGGGUACUAUGUCACGAACGUGUUGUGUAUACUCAUCGGUGUUGUUACCUUCUGGGGAUAUAUCAAGCCCGCCGCGACGAGGCUGAGCGCUCUGCCGUUGAAGAGCUGGAGGGAGUAUGAUAGAAUAUGA
Tricharina praecox is the source of this 1753-nucleotide messenger RNA. RefSeq names its product acetyl-coenzyme A transporter 1-domain-containing protein. The record is from RefSeq and is a predicted model, not a curated record. NCBI's taxonomy places the organism in Eukaryota, Fungi, Ascomycota, Pezizomycetes, Pezizales, Pyronemataceae. Gene Ontology annotation, molecular function: acetyl-CoA transmembrane transporter activity. The coding region runs from base 20 to 1753 and encodes 577 amino acids. The transcript has 4 exons. Gene Ontology annotation, cellular component: membrane.